AUGGCUUCGGGACACAACGACCCCAAGCUUCUGUACGCCAUCAAUGGCGUCCAAGCCUUCCACAUCUCCAAUGGCAAGGAGGAGUCGCUCACACCCGCCGGGCCCCAGACCUUGUCGCUGUUGAUGGUACCGACUUCUUCGCCCUUCACCGACGCAGACUCCCCCGCCGAGGACUUCUACCUGCACCUCCAUCUACCUCCCGAGCUCGAUCUUCCUCUUCCUGCGACAACACAGAUCUACCACCAGCCGCCAACUAGCUACCUGAUUCCAAGAUGGGAUCUGGGCCCAGACAGUGGCGCUUUCACACGUAUCGAGUUCCCAGACACUGGUAGCCGGAAAGGACUGCAGGAGGACGUCGACACCUUCGAAACGAUCCUUGCGCAAUGCACUGCAUUCCUCGAGCGAGCCCCGCCGCCAAAGACCUCAUCCAAAUCGGCCAAAGCCGCCGCCGCAGCCUCCGCAUACCCCUAUGAUGACCCCGUCACCGAUCGUCCCUCUGCCAAGUCCAGAGCUGCCGCCGCCGAUGGCCUCCCCGCCUACAACCCGGCCGACUACCAGCCCGGACAGGGCUAUGCCCCGGGAGCCCACAGCUCCCAGCACAAUGGCGGCCGGAUUGUCCUGAUUGACGAAGAAGACGGAAGCGUCAUUGGGGAGCUGACUGAGAACUACCAAGUUGUAGAGGAGCUGGGCGUCAAGCCUGGAACAAAAGGUAAGUUUGGCGGCACCUCGGCCGAGCUUGACUCACAUGGCAUGCUAGAUCCGGUGGAGAUUACACUCCCUGCCGACAACAGCCAAGCCAUUACCGUUCAGCCCGUGUCGCAGGAGUACCGCGAGAUGAUUAUGCACCCAUCGUACAAGAAGUCGUUCUUGGUGUCGAAUGCUUCAAAAGCAUCUCGACUCAUUGUGACAUCGUCGGACUUGAUCACAAAGGGUUUGCAGUCCUCGGCCGACAACUUUACAAAGAAGACAAAGGCGACGACCGAACCCGUGACGUUCACUCCUGCCGCGCACGACCGUGUACGACGCAUCAACCAGUUUUCCACCAAGGCGGCUGGUCUGUCGGCGACCACGGUUGGAGCGGUGGGCAAAGUUGCCCAAAACCUGGGCGCCACCCUGGCUAGAAAGAAGGAUGGCAGUGGAAGAGGAUACGAUAAGGAUGGCAACCCAAUUGAGGGUUACAAGCCUGGCCUGCUGAACAGGAGCUUGAUGGCGUUCAACACUGUUGCGGACGGCAUCGAUCAAGCAGGACGUAAUCUGUUGACUGGCACCUCUUCCAGCGUGUCACAGAUGGUGGAGCACCGUUGGGGUGCUGAAGCUGGCCAAGUAUCCAGGAACAUUGGCGGCGGCUUCAAGAACGUUGGGUUGGUGUACAUCGAUGUGACUGGUGUAUCCCGCAGAGCAAUCCUGAAGAGCGUAGCAAAGGGUAUGGUCGUCGGUAAGGUAAAGGGCGGUGGACAGAUCAUCGUCGGAGGCGGCGAUGGCGGAGCAGUGGGUUAUCUGGAAGACCAGAAAACUCGCAAAGACGACCAGAGCGAUACGGCCAGUAUGUACACUGCGUAUGAGGGCAAUGGCAAGCAGCCAGCUGGCAAGAGGCCGUGA
This is a messenger RNA of Colletotrichum abscissum, 1599 nucleotides long. RefSeq lists its product as uncharacterized. The record is from RefSeq and is a predicted model, not a curated record. The transcript is spliced from 2 exons. Gene Ontology annotation, biological process: cell division. Gene Ontology annotation, cellular component: plasma membrane. NCBI's taxonomy places the organism in Eukaryota, Fungi, Ascomycota, Sordariomycetes, Glomerellales, Glomerellaceae. The coding region runs from base 1 to 1599 and encodes 532 amino acids.